Miscanthus lutarioriparius is the source of this 888-nucleotide messenger RNA. NCBI's taxonomy places the organism in Eukaryota, Viridiplantae, Streptophyta, Magnoliopsida, Poales, Poaceae. The record is from the annotation of a GenBank genome assembly.
AUGGCGAGCUCUUCUGACCCCGACAAGCUCAUGAGCAAAGCCGACAAACUAACAAAAUUGAGUUUUACAAGGUGGAAUGCUGAUUGGAAAAGUGCUACUUCCUUGUAUGAGCAAGCUGCAAUUGCGUAUAGGUUCAGAAAGGACAAUGAGAAAGCAAAAGAUGCAUUUGAGAAGGCCUCAAAAGGACAGGAAAUGAUCUCCUCACCAUGGGAUGCUGCUAAGCAUAUGGAAUCUGCUGCUGCUUUAGCAAAGGAGCUUGGAUACUGGAAUGAAGUAUCUGAUUUCUAUCACAGAGCUUCAGAAUUAUACCGUGAAUGUGGAAGGCCACAACCUGCAUCCGAUGCUCUAGCAAAGGGUGCCAGUGCAUUGGAGGAGAAAUCUCCAGAAGAAGCUAUUAAAAUGUAUGAUGAGGCUUGUUCAGUUCUGGAAGAAGAUGGGAAGGAACAGAUGGCUUUUGACUUGUAUCGUGCUGCAGCAGCUUUGUACAUCAAGAUGGAGAAAUAUUCAGAUGCUGCUGCCUUCUUUUUAAGACUUGGUUCAGCUGCCGAUAAGUGCAAUGCCAUCAAUAGCCAAUGCAAGGCUUAUCUGAGUGCGAUCAUCAUCUAUCUUUAUGCACAUGACUUUCAGCAAGCUCAGAAAUGCUACAAUGACUGCUCAGAGGUUCAAGCCUUCCUCAAUAGUGACCAGAAUCGAUGCGCAACAAAACUAUUGUCUGCUUAUGAGGAAGGUGAUGCUGAAGAAAUCAAACGCAUUUCUCAAUCAAGUGCCUUCAAUCACCUUGACCAUAUGGUAAUUAGGCUUGCACGAAAGCUACCGACUGGUGAUCUGCAGGCCAUUAAGAAAGCUGAUGAUGGCGAGGAAUCCUUGGACGAGGAUGACCUGACUUAA